This is a messenger RNA of Labeo rohita (rohu), 5135 nucleotides long. RefSeq names its product NACHT, LRR and PYD domains-containing protein 12. Lineage: Eukaryota; Metazoa; Chordata; Actinopteri; Cypriniformes; Cyprinidae. Gene Ontology annotation, molecular function: zinc ion binding; protein binding. Bases 1112 to 4522 code for a protein of 1136 amino acids. The transcript has 12 exons. The record is from RefSeq and is a predicted model, not a curated record.
GACAUCAUUGUCAUGUGUGUCUCUGAAAAGUGAGAGAUCAGCUCCAUUACCCCUGAACUUCAGUGAUGAAGAACAGAGAAAUAAAGAAAGGAGGGGCAGCUGUCUGCUCCCGAGGCACACUGCAGAGGCACGGAGGAGAAUGAGCUCAUGGGGAUUGCAGGUGGAUCUGUGUAUGAUGCGCUGCUGGAGGUUAUGGACCACGUCAAGUCUUGCCGCGGAAGCGGGCUAAGAAGGUGGUGCCACGGGGUCACCUCGAUGAGCGCUAUCUCUCGACCCUAACCCCCCAGCUUAAGCAAGUCUUCCAUUUCUUCCUGAUCGCCAUACGGAAUAUGAGAAGGUCCAGGUCUGAGCCCGAACAACACAGGGGUCCUGGGAAGUCAUCCAGAUGAGGCAACGUUCUCGCCUGGAUCAGAGUAAAAUCUGAACAUCUACUCUCUUCCGUCGGGGGCUUUUACAUCUGCCCUUAUCUUCCCCUUCUGAAUGCCCCUGCAACCACCAUCAACUCCACCUGACCGAGGUUAGGUGAGAACUUGUGAUGUUUUUGGUAAGCUUCUAUGUUUCAUAGAAACUACCUUUACUGAUGGUCUAGAACUAACCCUCCUUCGGACUUCAACUUCUGAACUGGAGUAAUGCGCGGGAACCAUGGUGGGUGAGUACAAUGCUGCUAUUUUGUGUCUAGCCUCCGAAUUUGUCUGUUGUGCUUUACUUUUCAUUUAGGUAGGUCCUCAACGAGUACCCCCCUCUUUACUACUGUCUACGAUUAUGGUUUUGCUCAUCUAUGCUGGAUCUGCCUUUGCAUAACUCUCUGAUGAUGUGGCCAGUCAUUAGGACUCUGAGGAAAACUAUUGGCUUUCAGGUCCGUAUUACAGAACUGCAUCUUAGGACUUGCAGGUCCUUCUUCCAGGUAAGCUCUCUGGUAGCUAUACUUCAAAGUAUGCCCCAGGACAUCCCUGGCUGGACACCUGGCCUCGGAGGCGACCUGACUGGAAUAUGUCUCGCCCUGAGGGGCUUCCUGUUUCAGGCUGUCCACCCAAUCAUCAUGCAUUAAUCUGAGUGAGGGUAGGAACUCUCAAGUAGGAACAAACCGGCUAUCCCCUCACACUGCCUUUCAAUGAACUAUAAAAUGUGUGUGGAAAUACCACAAGAGCAUGCAGAGUCCACACCUGCCAAAGGAGUCUGUCAGCACCACCACAGAGACCUGGAGAUUUUCUGUAAGACAGAUAACAUGUACAUCUGUGGCAUAUGUGCUGGGCAAGAGCACCAACGACACAGGAAAACCUACACUGCGAAACCUAAUGUGUCAGACUGUAAAACCCUGCUCUAUCAUGUCUUGGGAAACAUGGGGUUAGAAGAUUUUAAAACCUUUAAAAUAGUACUAUCAAAGGAUUACCCAGAGUGCUUAGGAAGUGAGCUGGAGGAGCUCAUUGUCUCUGAUGUUGCUGAGAAAAUAGCAAAGUGCUUUGGAGGAGAAACAGCACUGAGAAUCACGUUACACUUCCAGGCAAAUGGUAAUCCACUUAAAAAAAUCACAGAAGCCAAUAAGGCAAAACUUCGGAAUGAAUGUCAGCAUAUAAACGAAGGAAAUUCAUCUGAAGGUAAACAGAAUUUACUGAAGGAGAUCUACACUGAUCUGUACAUGACAGAGGGUGGAAGUGAAGAGAUUAAUAAUGAAUAUGAAGUGUUGAGGGAUGAAAUGAUUUCACAAAGCAGGACCAGCAGUCCUCUCACAUGUAAUGACAUCUUUAAGAUACCUCCAGGACAAAACAAACAAAUCAGAACAGUCCUGACAAUGGGCAUAGGUGGCAUUGGAAAGAAUGUGUCGGUGCACAAAUUCAUUCUAGAUUGGGUGGAUGGAAUAGCAAAUCAAGAUAUUCAAAUCAUCAUCCAUCUACGAUUUCGUGACCUCAACCAGAAAAAGGGGAACUGCAGUCUUCUACAGCUGAUUCAACAAUAUGCUCCUCAACUGAAAGAAACCAAUGUUAAAGAAAUGAAAGUGCUUUUUAUUUUAGAUGGUUUAGCGGUCUGUCAGUAUCCUCUUGAUUUCGAUAAUAAUGAUCAAUGUGCUGAUACAAAUGUGGAAGUUCCUUUGGAUGUGCUGCUCACGAACCUCAUCAAGGGAAAUCUGCUCCCCUCAGCUCUCCUCUGGAUAACCACACGGCCAUCAACAGCCAAUCGGAUCCCUCCUGAAUGUGUCCAUCAGGUCACAGAGAUUCGAGGGUUUAAUGACAAUCAAAAGGAAACAUACUUCAGGAAGAAAAUUACUGAUCAGAAGCUGGCGAAUGAAAUCAUCACACACAUCAAAUCAUGUCGGAGCCUCUACAUCAUGUGCCACAUGCCCAUCUUCUGCUGGAUUUCUGCCACUGUGCUAGAAAAUAUGAUGAAAGAUGAAAACUCUGAUCAAAUACCCAGAACUUUGACUGAGAUGUUCACUCGCUUCCUGCUCAUUCAGAUCAGCCUCAAACAUAAGAAGUUCAAUGGAGCUGAUGCUGACAACCCAGAGAAACUUUCUGAAUUUGACAAGAAAUUAAUUCUGGAUCUUGGAAAACUGGCUUUCCAGCAACUGGAGAAGGGCAACUGGAUUUUCCAAGAAGAGGAUCUGAAAGAUGGUGGCUUAGAUGUCAGUAAGGUCUCAGAGUACUCAGUGUGCACAGAGAUCUUCAGAGAAGAGCUGGGUUUGUACAGGGAGAAGGCCUACAGCUUUGUUCAUCUGAGCUACCAGGAGUAUCUGGCAGCGAUAUAUGCCCACUUUGCAUGUGUUAAUAAUGGGAAAAAUGUUCUUGACAAAGAUGAAUCAACACAUCUUUCUGAUUUGCAUAAGUGUGCAGUAAACAAAGCUUUAGAGAGUGAAAAUGGACAUCUUGACCUCUUCCUUCGCUUUCUUUUGGGUCUUUCUGUUGAUCCUAACUGCACUCUCCUGCAAGACCUUCUCACCAAAGACAGUUCAAGUAAACCCUGUGUAGACAAAAAAAUGACAGUGCAUUUAAUCCAAGAGACAAUAACACAGGAACAAUCACCAGACAGAAUCAUCAAUCUGUUUCACUGUUUAAAUGAGCUGAAUGACAACACUCUUGUUAAAGAAAUCCAGACUGCUAUGAAAUCAGGAACGCUGAUGGGUAGCGAGCUGGAGCCAGAGCAGUGGUCAGCUUUGGCUUAUGUCUUGCUGAAAUCUGGGCAGGAAUUAGAUGAGUUUGACAUGAAGAAGUUCCACACAUCAACAGAAAACCACCAAAGACUGCUGCCAGUGCUCAGGAUCUGCAAAAAGGCCAGAUUGAAUUGUAAUCUCUCAUUUGAGUCCUGUGGAAUAGUGGCCUCAGCUUUACAGUCAGUCAACUCACCCUUGAGAGAGCUGGAUCUAAGCAACAAUAAACUCGAAAAGCGUGGAGUGAAUGCCCUCUUGACUGGUCUAACAGGUCCAAAUUGUCAAUUGCAAACACUCAGUCUUGCUGGCUGUAAUUUCCCAUCAACAUCCUGUCCAGAUUUGGCCUCAGCUCUCAAGUCAACAAACUCACACCUGAGAGAACUGGAUCUGAGUUACACUAAGAUAAGUGCUCCUGGAAUGAAUAAGCUCUGUGACGGACUAAUUAGUCCGCACUGUAGACUUCAGAAACUCAAGUUAAAGCGGUGUUGGCUCACACCGAGAAGCUGUGUAUAUCUAGCAUCAGUUCUUAAAUGUAAUUUACACUUGAGGGAGCUGGAGCUGACAAGCAAUGAUCUGCGGGAUUCAGGAGUGGAGCAGCUUUCAAUAGGACUACAGGAUCCACAGUGUAAAUUAGAGAUACUCGGACUGUCGGGGUGUAUGAUCACAGAGGAGGGCUGCCGUUCACUGGCCUUAACUCUCAGCUCAAACACUGGUCAACUGAGAGAACUGGAUCUGAGCUACAACCACCCUGGAGACUUAGGAGAGAAACUGCUCUCAGCUAAAAAAGAGGAUCCAAACUGUAAAUUGGAGAAACUACAUGUUGAGAAAGGAGGAGAGUGCCGGAUGAAACCAGGUCUGAAAAAAUAUGUCUGUCAGCUAACGGUGGAUCGGAGCACAGUACAUCCACGCCUGAAAGUGUCCAAUGGAAACAAGAAAAUAUCGGAAAGUACAGAGGAGCAGAAAUACCCUGAUCAUCCGGACAGAUUCACACUGUAUCCCCAGGCUAUGUGCAGAGAGCCUCUGACUGAUCGCUGUUACUUUGAGGUGGAGUGUGAGGGUGGAGUUGGAGUGGGAGUGGCCUAUAAGACUUCAGAUAGAAGAGAGAGUAUAAUGGGAGUUAAAAACACAUUCCCUACUCUGCUCUGUCUGGAUGGCAAACUGAAACUGUGGCAGGAUAAUGAGAUGACUUGUGAGUUUCCUGUGUAUGCUCGGUCUAAAAGAGUAGGAGUUUAUGUGGACUUGGAAAAAGGAAGUCUGUCAUAUUACAGCAUUCAUGACAAAUUCAGUCACCUGCACACACACCGCACUACAUUCGAACACUGCUUAUAUACAGGGUUUAUUUUUCUGCCGGACUCCUCAGUGACUCUGUGUGAGUUGACAUAGACCCUGAGAGAGUGGAUAUUUCAUAAAUAUAUUUUUUUGUGUGUGUGUGUGUGUGUGUAGGGGGGGGGGGGGGUGUAUGGCUUACUUGCAUUUUCUUAGUAGAAAAAAUACCUUAAAAAAGAAAAAUUCAAAACUUUGUUAUUUAGUUUUAUAGUAUAUAUAUAGUUUCGUGUGAGGAGUAGGUUUAGGGGUGGGGUUAGUGUAAGGUGAUAGAAUAUACAUUAUAUACAGUUUAAAUACAAUUAUGCCUGCAUAUUUGUAAAAUACACAUAAUUAAUAACAUUCUCACCAAAUCAUUUUAUGGUUAACAAAGCUUUAAAAAAGUCACACUUUGCAUAGAGUUUAUAAACCAUGAAUUAACUAUACAUGAAGACUUUGUGAAUGAUUUGUAAGUACUUUAUCGCCAAGAAAACUGUCCUCAUGAACUGGAAAUCAAGAAAUUCCAUACAUAUUGCAUUCUGGAAGAAUCUACUAAUUGAGUGUAUCACAAUGGAAAGUCUAUCCAGUUCAUUUAAUAGUAAUACAGUAGAAUCACACCCUUUCUGGUCAUCUCUAAUUACCCUCCAGCAGUCAUAAUCUAUUGACCUUCUUUGUCUGAGACCAACCACAACAA